Molecule: messenger RNA, 396 nt
Organism: Phytophthora infestans T30-4
Lineage: Eukaryota; Oomycota; Peronosporomycetes; Peronosporales; Peronosporaceae
Exons: 2
Coding region: 1-396 (131 amino acids)
Source: RefSeq, a predicted model, not a curated record
AUGCAUAUCAAAGAGCUGGACGUGUUCCGGUUUGCUGAAGAGCUCAGUCACGUCAACUGGUUCUACAGCAGCGUUGUCCUCCUCGACGAAGUAUCAUUUGACAACCGUGGCAUGAUACGAAAACGGUGUCUCGGUGCUGGCAUUUAUGGGGUCACCGGCAUCAUCGAUUACUACAACACUGAAGGAACCUUUGAUCGUGUCCAGUUCUUCACAUGCUGUCGUGAUUUUGCGUACUCAGCUCGCGGACAUGUACGCCAGUACCCUGGUUCAAAUUCUGUUUGGAUCAUGGACGGUGCGUCGAUUCAUCGUGGUCUCGAGAUCAUUCAUUUUCUUCGGAGCAUUGGCAUUGUCCCAAAUUUUUCUGCCGGCUUACUGCCGAUUCUUCAACCCAAUUGA